Vanrija pseudolonga is the source of this 1842-nucleotide messenger RNA. Its product is annotated as Siderophore iron transporter 1. The coding region runs from base 1 to 1842 and encodes 613 amino acids. Gene Ontology annotation, molecular function: transmembrane transporter activity. Gene Ontology annotation, biological process: transmembrane transport. The record is from RefSeq and is a predicted model, not a curated record. Lineage: Eukaryota; Fungi; Basidiomycota; Tremellomycetes; Trichosporonales; Trichosporonaceae. Gene Ontology annotation, cellular component: plasma membrane. The transcript is spliced from 7 exons.
AUGUCCACUUCCACGAAUCUAUACCCACAUGUCGGGGAACACGCCCACACUAGCGAGGACGAGCGAACGGUCGAGGAUCGGGUUGACGACCAAGACGACAGCCGAAAGGAUGUGCCGUACGGUGUUCAGCACAUUGAGGCCACGGUACAGACGUUUAGUCGCGUGGAUUACUGGAUCCUGUUCGUCAGCAUCUUCCUGGUGGCCUACGCCCGCGGCUUUGACAACAUGAGCCGCACGCCUUAUCAAGCGGCAGCCCUUAGUUCAUGGGGCAGCGCAGCGCAGACCUCGACGCUUGGAGUUACUCGAGCUGUCGUUAGCGCUGCGACACAGCCAGUCUACGCCAAGCUGUCCGACUUUCUCGGUCGCCCCUUUGUCAUCAUGGUGUUCACCGUCAUCUACGUUGUCGGAUGCAUUGUGCAGGCUACAAGCAAGGGCUUUUCAAACUACCUCGGCGGCUUUGUCCUCUACGUCUUGGCGUUUGCCGGCCAGCAGGUCACGUUUGCGGUGCUCAUCGCGGAUACGACAUCUACUAGGUCGCGCGUUGCCUUUUCACUGGUGCCAUCACUCCACAUCACGAUCAAUGCUUGGGUAUCGGGGACGAUUGCGCAGAAAAUCAUGGCCAAAUCGACGUGGCGCUGGGGCUUUGCCAUUGGCUCCAUUACCGUGCCAAUUCUUACCAUUCCGCUGCUGGCCACACUCCUCAUUGGUAAACACAGGGCUAAGAGGCGUGGCUUGCUUGCAGGUGUACCGCGUCUCACCACUGUCAUGCGCAGUACUUCUGGCUGGAAGGACCUCUUCUGGCGAAGUGACGGCAUCGGCCUGGUCCUCCUCGCUGCUUCUCUCGCCCUGAUGCUCAUCCCCCUGACGCUCGGCGGAGGUUCCAAAUCCAAGUGGGCGCAGGCGCAGCAGAUUGCCCCACUGGCUGUCGGACUGGUGAUUGCGCUCCCCGCGUUUCUGCUCUGGCAGUGGAAGGGCGCGCGGCAUCCGAUCAUUCCAUUCCGCCUUUUGAAGGAGCGCCAUGUGCUGUGUUCGUUUGCCAUCUCGGCGUUGAGUGCCAUUGCCGCGUCGUCGCAGGGUUCGUACCUGUACUACACAUUGCUCGUGUCCUUUAGCCGGUCUGUACAGUCCGCAACGCGGAUUCAGAACAUUUACUCGUUUGUGCGCACUGUUGGUGGCCUGGCAGUCGGCUUUGCCAUCCGCAAGGUGCCUUUCCUCAAGCCGUUCAUCAUGGCCGGUGGACUGGCAUUCAUUCUGGCGUAUGGUCUUCUGUAUCGCUACCGCGGAGGCCACUCCGACUCGGACAUUGCCGGCCUCAUCGCCGCCGAGACCAUCUUGGGCAUGGCGGGAGCUCUCGUGUACUUUCCCGCUCAAACUGCGCUCCAGGUGGUUGUCAAGCACGAGCACGUUGCGACGGCUACGGCGCUGUUUACUGCAUGCUUCUCCGUCGGCUCCGCAAUUGGUUCUGCCAUGACCGGGGCGAUCUGGACGUCAAUGAUGCCGGAUCGUCUCCUCCGUGGUCUCGAGGCUGCCGGCGUCGCUCAGCCUGCAAAGCUUGCCAAGGAAGUCUACGGCAACCCUAUCGGCUGGAUCAACAAGUACCCAGUCGGCACCGUCGAACGCGUCGCCGUUGAGGGAGCGUAUCGUGAAGUGCAGCGAUACAUUUGCAUCUCGGGCCUUGUAGCCGGCGCAGUGAUGCUGGCCUUUAGUUUUGGCCUCUACAACCCGAGGCUUGGAGACAAGCAGAGUUUGGAUGACGAGCAGCUUGAUGCCCUCGGCAUGGGCGAUAGGAGCCGCCAGCCCGUCCACGGGCUCAAGCCGGGCGACGAAUCUAUCAAGAAGUAA